Molecule: messenger RNA, 528 nt
Organism: Drosophila ficusphila
Lineage: Eukaryota; Metazoa; Arthropoda; Insecta; Diptera; Drosophilidae
Product: mitochondrial translation release factor in rescue
Exons: 1
Coding region: 1-444 (147 amino acids)
Biological process (GO): translational termination
Cellular component (GO): mitochondrion
Molecular function (GO): translation release factor activity
Source: RefSeq, a predicted model, not a curated record
AUGUUGCGAGGUCUGGUGCGAAUCUUGGUGCUUCCUUCGCCUCCUGUGCGCUGCAAAUCCACUGCCAAUCUGGACUACUCCCGCUUUCCUACGCUUAACGAAUCCGAGAUCGAAGAAACCUUCAUGCGCGGCAGUGGCCCAGGUGGCCAGGCGGUGAACAAGACUUCGAAUUGCGUUUUCCUUCGCCAUCUGCCCACCAAUAUUACCAUUAAAUGUCACACACACCGACUAGCAUCCAAAAACCGCGUUGAGGCGCGAAAACUUCUACUGGAGAAACUUGAUGUUCAUUUAAAUGGAGAGCAUUCGAUAGCGUCGCAGAUCAAAGCCCAAGAGCAGAGAAAGUCCACAGAGCGACGACGCCGGCAGGGAAAACUGCAGGAGAUGAAGAAAACCUGGCAGGAUAGAGAACGCACAGAGCGAGGAAACGAGCCCAAUGAAAAAUAGCUACUAUUAAAACUUUUUUAAUUACAUACAAUUUCUUAAAGUAUUUCUAAAAAUCACUACCAACUGGAGAAAUUUCCAAAACCA